AUGGAAGAACGUGGCAUAUGUCUAGGUACUGUUGUUCUAUGGGUCCUUUUUGUUUGGCUCGAGGCAUCUGUACGAUUAAGAGAAAUAAAAACAAUAGAUUUAUGUAGACCGUUUGCAGCGCAUUGUAUUGGAUAUCCCAUGGUCACAUUAGGCUUUGGUUUUAAAACUUAUCUUGCAUACAAAUGGCGUUUGAGAACGCAACGUGACGUUCGUAAAACAAACGAAUCUUAUGCACAGUUAUUAUAUCAAGCAUUACCCACUGAGGUACAGCAAUCUCAGCAAGAAGCAGAAAAAGAAAAAUUAAAAGGCCCAUUCCCCGAACAUUAUGAUGAAUGUACAUCGAAUCAUUCAAACACAAAUGCUAUUCAGCAGUCAUUAUUAGAACCAGACCGUUAUGUUGCUCCACUUCGAGACAGAGGCGGAAGUAACAAUACUACUACUAGUAGUAGUAACAAUGAUAUCCAUUCAAUAUUAUUUUCUUCAUCUACCACAUUACCUUCAUCUUCAUCGACAACGACAUUUUCUUCGACUUCAAUUCAUAACAACAAUAAUAAUCUUAAUUCAAAUUCAUUUUUAUCUUCUUUAUUACAAUCAAAUUCGACUCAGAUUCCUUCUUCUUGUACAAUACCAAAGCGCUCUAAAACAACGGCAGUGCCGACGGCACCUGAUGAUUCUUCUUAUAAUAAUCUCAUUUCGACGAAUAAUUCUUCUGUACAGUUACAACGUUCUUCGAAAUCUUCUUACUCCUACAGUCAUACAAAUGGACAUGUUGAUGAAGAAAUUGCUGACUCUUAUAAACAACAAAAGUCAUCUCAUUUGAACAGUGCACCCUCAUUAUCUAGUCUCACAAAUGGGCCAUCAACAACAACAGCAACAAAUAGAAAGAAAGAAAGAUUUAAUGGUCAAAACACAACAUCUGUUAUAACUUCAAAUUCUACUGUAAAUAAUCGACGACAACAAAAAAAUCAAUCGACUCAUGAUUUAUCUACUCAUAUAAAUGGUUUUGCAACAUCAGAUUCUUUGGACAUGGAUAAAAGCGCUCAAAUUACAAAACUGGAAUCAGAUAUACAAAGGCUAAAUCAAUCAUUAGAAAAACAAAAAGCAUCAGAUUUACAAUUACGUGCUCAACUGAAUGAUUCAAAAAUAAAUAAUAAAAAUUUUGAUGAUCUAAAAACUGAACAUACAACAUUACAAACAAAAUACGAAACUCUCACAACACAACGUCAACGUGACAAACAACGUAUCACCGAUUUAGAACGUAAUUUUGCUGAAGAACGCCAAACUAAACAACGUUUAGAAUUACAAAUCAAAAAUGAAAAAAGUACAGCAAAAAAAUUACAAGACGAUAUGGCCAAACUAGCACUUGUACCGGCAAGAAAUGAAUGUUCGGAUCAAUGUUUAAAACGAAAACGUGAUCAAGAGAACGAAACAAGAGAAUUACGUAAAUUACUUCAAGACAGAGAUGAUAAAAUUAAAAUACUAGACAAUGAAAUCAAAACAUUAAUGAAAUAUCGUGAAUCUCAUGCCGAUACUGAAGUAUUAUAUCAACAUUUAACUCAGUUGCAAGACAGAAAUGCUCAUCUACAAGAUAGUUUAAGUGCUGAAACAAGAAUUAAAUUAGAUUUAUUUUCGGCACUUGGAGAAGUUAAACGGCAAUUAGAAAUUGCACAUAAUAAUCUACGAGAUAAAGAUCUUGAAAUACAACAAUUGCACUCACAUUUAUCUGGUACAAUGGUCAAUGGUCACAACCAUGGGAUUCGGCAAAAUUCUGGAUGUUCAUCGCCAACAAAUCAUUUAGAUGGCAAUAACAAUCAAAUGAUUAUACCAACGUCAACAUCAGCCUAUUAUGCUGUUUCAAAAUCACCACCUCCAACUUUGCAAGCGCCAAAAAAUUCAAAUCUCGAUCCAAAUGCUCAAGAUUAUUGUCCAACAACAAAAAAAAAUGAACUGACGAUGAAUCCAAAUUCAAGUCGUGUAGCGGGCACCGAUGGUAGCGAUUUUAUUCAUCGUGAGCGUAUUGCCAGUCAUUAUCGAGUUAGCACGAAAAUUAAAUAUCGUCUACGAUUAUUAAUCUAUCUUCAUUUUCUUCUCGCUCUCAUUGUUGUUAUUCAAAUAUUAUUUUAUCAUAGUCGCUCGUUUUUUCCCACAUCUGCGCCCAGACCACAUCUCUGGGAGUAUCUAUGGCUAAUUAGUCUAUUUGCUUCUAUAUGCGGAUUAUGUUCAUUAUCACGAAAUAAUUUGUUACUGUUAAAUGUAUUUUUUCGUGGUACAAUUAUAUUUGGUCUAGGAACAAUUUUGUCAACGAUAAUUAUUAAUCUGACUGGUUUAUUCACAUAUUCAAAAUUAAAAAGCAAACAGCAACAUGAACAACAAAUGUUUUUGGGAUUUCCAUUACUCGUGUUGUGGUACAUAUUUUUAGCUAUUGCUGUACAAGUACACUCGUACAGUUUAUAUUUGGCUAAUACGUUGUUGAAAAGUUGGCAGCCAAGACAACGACAGCAAUAA
Didymodactylos carnosus is the source of this 2505-nucleotide messenger RNA. The record is from the annotation of a GenBank genome assembly. Lineage: Eukaryota; Metazoa; Rotifera; Eurotatoria; Philodinida; Philodinidae.